CCUGGUAUCGCCGGGACCGCGCCAGCCACGCCAGCCACGCCAGCCACGCGCCAGGACCAAGAGCAAGCCGAGUGGAGCCGCCUCGCCGCUUCGGCUUUCGGUCGACAGAGUCGACAGUCGAGGCCCCGCCGCAGGCCAAGCCGAAGCCAAGCGAAGCGCCAACGCGAGCCGCAGUGCCCCCGACGCCGACCGCGACGCGUGCCAAGCUAGCCUUCCUCAAGACGCCGCCGUCGUCGCCGUGCUCGCCGUCGCCCGCCGCUGGAAGUGCUCGCCGUCUCGCCGUCGCGUCGCGCUGCACCACUUCACCGCGUUCCAGACGUCCGCGACGCCCGGCGUCCGAGUCCACAUUGCCUUGCUGUGGUGUCGGGGUGGCUGGUAGGCCCACAGACAUGGCGGCAGCGUACGUCGUGGUGGCGGUGGCGGUGCUCGGCGGGGGCUAAGCCUCGGGCUGAGCAGCAGCCGCAGCAGCGCCGGCAGCAACAAGGCCCUGCCCUUCCACGACGAGUCCACCGAGCCCCACCGAGCCCCACUCCGCCGCCUCGGCGUCCGAGGCGCAAAAGUCAACACGAACCAAGCGGGCCGAAGAAGGAGGCGUUCGGAGCGAGCGAGAGGCAAGAGGCAAGGAGAGAUAAGGGUGUUGCGCCUCCCUCCCUCCCCCGCCGCGCCCCGCCCCGCCCCGCGCACCAAGCCCCGGCACCGAGCAGGCGUGAGUCGAGCGUGAUGCCGGCAAUGACUCGGAAGAGGACGACAGUGCAGCGGCAGCAGCGCUAGUGGGGCUCACCGACGUCACCGCCAGCGACACCCUCCGUCACCAUGGGAACGGCGACGACGCCGCGCGAGCUCAACGGGGCAACCACCCACGUCGCCAUGAACACGGACAUCGACGUGGACAGCGUCGCGACGCCCUUGACCAGGUUGGCGAACGGCAACGGCAACGGCGUCAACGGCGUCCACGAGGAUCACGAGGCCCGCACCCCCGCCGGCGUUCAGCGAUGGACCGGCGCGCGGCACUUCCUCACCCUCAUGCUGUUCCUGGGCAUGGCCAACGCCUACGUCAUGCGGACCAACAUGUCGGUGGCCAUCGUGGCCAUGGUGAACCAGACGGCCCUGCCGAAGGCCGAGGAGGCCGUGGACGAGGAGUGCGGCGCCGUGGGCAGCGCCAACGCCAGCGCGGUGUUCAACGACCCCGAGGAGGACGGCGAGUUCAUGUGGGACACGCAGACGCAGAGCUUCAUCCUCAGCUCCUUCUUCUACGGCUACGUCCUCACCCAGAUCCCGUUCGGCAUCAUGGCCAAGAAGUACGGCGCCAAGUACUUCCUGGGCGUGGGCAUGCUGGUCAACUCGGUGUUCGGCCUGCUGGUGCCCGUGUCGGCGCGCUGGGGCACGCUGCCCCUCAGCAUCGUCCGCUUCGUGCAGGGCUUGGGUGAGGGCCCCAUCGUGCCGUGCACGCACGCCAUGCUUGCCAAGUGGAUCCCGCCCAGCGAGCGCAGCAGGCUGGGCGCCUUCGUGUACGCCGGGGCGCAGUUCGGGACGGUCAUCUCGCUGCCGCUGAGCGGGCUGCUGUCGCGGUACGGCUUCGCGGGCGGCUGGCCCUCCAUCUUCUACGUGUUCGGCGCCGUGGGCACCGCCUGGUCCAUCGCCUUCCUCAUCUGGGUGCACGAGGACCCCGACGUCCACCCCCGCAUCCGGGACGCGGAGCGCAAGUUCAUCACGGGCUCGCUGGGCGGCGAGAAGAAUGAGCAGACUCCCCCCAUCCCGUGGAUGUCGGUGCUCAAGUCCAUGCCCUUCUGGGCCAUCCUGGUGGCGCACAUGGGGCAGAACUACGGCUACGAGACGCUGCUCACGGAGCUGCCCACCUACAUGAAGCAGGUGCUGCACUUCAGCAUCAAGCACAACGGCACCCUGUCCGCGCUGCCCUACCUCGCCAUGUGGAUCUUCUCCAUCGUGGUGAGCGUGGUGGCGGACUGGAUGACGUGGCACAAGGGCGUCUCGCUCACCAGGACCAGGAAGCUGCUCAACAGCAUCGGCAUGUUCGGGCCCGCGCUGUCCUUGGUGGCGGCCUCGUACACCGGCUGCUCCGCGCUCCUCACCGUCGCGCUGCUGUCCAUGGGCGUGGGCCUCAUGGGCGGCACCAUGAGCGGCUACCGGAUCAACCACCUGGACAUCUCGCCGCGCUUCGCCGGCAUCCUCAUGAGCCUCACCAACUGCAUCGCCAACGUGUUCGCCCUGCUCGCGCCGCUCAUCGCCGGCUUCAUCGUGGAGGGCAAGCCCACACAGGCCGCCUGGAGGGUGGUGUUCUUCAUCAGCGCCGCGGUGUACGCCGCCACGGCCUGCUUCUACCUCGUCUUCGCGUCCGGCGACGUCCAGGAGUGGGACGACCCGGACAAGGACGCGUACCAGGCCGUGGAGGUCGGCGUCAACGGCCAGGAAGCGCGGCGGCGGAGCCGGCGGGACAGCCAGCUGGAGCAGGCCGAGACGCAGCUGCAGUCGCCCUAGACCCUGGUCGUGGUGGCGCGAGGCACGCCACCGAGGCCCUGCUCCUCCGGGGCCCGCCAGGCGCAGCCAGGCGCCACCGCCACGCCGCCACGCGGAGGAUUCCUCCAAGCCAGUGGCACGGCGUGCGGACGAGCUGCUUGGCUGCAUCGUGCGCUGCUUGUUGUCGCGGGCGUGGCGCGAGCGUGUAGGCCGCUGCCGCGCUGCCGCAGCACCGAGCUGCAGACUGCAGACAUGCAGCGCACAGCGCUUCGCCGCGUCGCCAAAGCCUUAUCCGGCCAAAGCCUUGCCCUUGCGCCCUUGCGGCGUAUCGGCCCGCUCCGCGUGCCCUGCCCAGCGAUGCGCAGAGUCUGCCGUUCGUGACAGCCGUCCACCCCCCAGUCCCCCCCCCCCUCUCCCCCGCGCUCCCGGAGGCCCCGAGCGCCCCGACCCCCCGGACCCCCCGCCAGUGCUGUGAUGAGGCGUGAAUUGGGCGCUGGCGCCCGGCCUGUUUGCUUCACGUCGAGAAGGAGAGAACGACGGACUGUUUGUCCUCGAGCACAACCAAGCCUUGGACGAGUGGGACGACUCCCGGGCCCACCCGGUUGGCCGCCAGACUGCGCUACUGAAGUGACUCGUGAUGUUGAUGGGGGUGAAAUGCAUAGCUUAAUUUUGCAGUCAGAGCUAGGUAGAAACUUCAUGUAUACGUAGUAUGCAAAUAGCAACUAAGUAAUUUGUGUGUAUAUAGACUUUAGUGUAUGAGUAACUCUUUCUGCUAAUGAUACAUGAAAAUUCAGUGCCUAAAUCAUGUUUCUGUGAUUGUAGUUGAAACAGCCGAGUUGUUUGUAAGGUGUAAGAUGGCAGAGUAUUGUUUUGUGUUCUUCCAGCAAAAAUGCCAAUCUCACACUGAAAAGCGAUCAAAGUCGAGGUACAACUUGACCUUCGAUUUAGAGUAAUUAUUUUCAUUUUUCAUCAUGUAAGAGGCAUUGAGGGUUUACAACUCUAUGAUCCCUGGAGCCUAAUAUGGACAGCUUAUUUUCAUUCAUUGUAACUAUUUACUAUCCAUCCCAGUUUUAAGAAAACUCAUCUCAAAGGCAGAAGCUUUGAAGCUUUCGCAUCUGAAGGAAUACUCUUUUAAACCUAAGAUUACUUUGGUUCUAAUUUUGUAAAUGAAUGUGUAGCUCAAUGAAAACACAACCAAAUGCUCAAGAUUUUUGUGAUAUGUCUUUUACUGGACCAUCAAUAACUCAAUGAAUGAUGAUUAUAGGAAAUAGGGAAAAGAAUGGAAAGUUCUAUUCAGAUUGUGACCUGAAGUCAAGUUUUAAUCAUGAGACAACACAUAUCAGAGAAUGUACAUUGAUUUUGUGAUCAGUAAAUCUAUUUUACAUAAACAGAGCCAAGCAUUCAAAAUUAAAUAAAGGCAUUCCAUAUUUUAUA
Messenger RNA from Thrips palmi, 3909 nucleotides. Its product is annotated as putative inorganic phosphate cotransporter. The transcript has 9 exons. Gene Ontology annotation, biological process: transmembrane transport; monoatomic anion transport. Gene Ontology annotation, molecular function: transmembrane transporter activity. The record is from RefSeq and is a predicted model, not a curated record. Lineage: Eukaryota; Metazoa; Arthropoda; Insecta; Thysanoptera; Thripidae. The coding region runs from base 814 to 2496 and encodes 560 amino acids.